Molecule: messenger RNA, 1358 nt
Organism: Acanthopagrus latus (yellowfin seabream)
Lineage: Eukaryota; Metazoa; Chordata; Actinopteri; Spariformes; Sparidae
Gene: mapk9
Product: mitogen-activated protein kinase 9
Exons: 12
Coding region: 1-1290 (429 amino acids)
Biological process (GO): JNK cascade; protein phosphorylation
Cellular component (GO): cytoplasm; nucleus
Molecular function (GO): JUN kinase activity; ATP binding
Source: RefSeq, a predicted model, not a curated record
AUGAGUGAGGCGGAGGGGCAGUUCUACAGCGUUCAGGUGGGAGACUCCACCUUCACUGUACUCAAGCGCUACCAGCAGCUCCGCGCCAUCGGCUCGGGGGCCCAGGGCAUCGUCUGCUCUGCUCUAGAUACAGUCCUCGGUAUCCCAGUGGCAGUGAAAAAGCUGUGUCGGCCCUUCCAGAACCAGACCCAUGCUAAGCGUGCUUACAGGGAGCUGGUGCUGCUCAAAUGUGUCAACCACAAAAAUAUCAUCCGUCUGAUCAAUGUUUUCACGCCUCAGAAGUCGCUGGAGGAAUUCCAGGACCUGUAUCUGGUGAUGGAGUUGAUGGAUGCCAGCCUUUGCCAGGUGAUCCACAUGGACCUGGACCAUGAGAGGAUGUCCUAUCUGCUCUACCAGAUCCUCUGUGGCAUCAGGCACCUGCACUCUGCUGGCAUUAUCCACAGGGACCUGAAGCCCAGUAACAUUGUGGUGAAGUCAGAUUGCACUCUAAAGAUCUUGGACUUUGGUCUGGCUAGGACAGCUUGCACUAACUUCAUGAUGACCCCCUAUGUGGUGACCAGAUACUACCGUGCCCCAGAGGUCAUACUGGGCAUGAAGUACAAGGAGAAUGUGGACAUCUGGUCCGUGGGGUGUAUCAUGGGAGAGAUGGUAAAAGGCAGCGUCAUCUUCCAGGGAACCGACCACAUCGACCAGUGGAAUAAGGUGAUUGAGGUUCUGGGCACGCCCAGUCUGGAGUUUAUGAACCGACUAAUGGAGACCGUGAGGAACUAUGUGAUGAACAAGCCGCAGUAUCCUGGCGUCAGCUUCGCAGAGCUUUUCCCUGACUGGGCCUUUCCUUCUGACUCAGAACAUGACAAACUGAAGACCGGUCAAGCACGAGACUUGCUGUCCAAAAUGCUGGUCAUUGAUCCCGAAUGCCGCAUCUCUGUAGAAGAAGCCCUAAAUCACCCGUACAUCCAUGUGUGGUACGACCCUGGAGAGGCCGAUGCGCCUCCUCCCCAGAUUUCGGAUAAGCAGCUGGAAGAGAGAGAGCACACCAUUGAGCAAUGGAAAGAGCUCAUUUAUGAAGAGGUGAUCGACUGGGAGGAAAGGAACAAGAAUGGACUGAUGAAAGAAGACUGCUCAGAUGUGGUGUCAGGUUCAGCCUCUCAGUCCUCAUCAGCCAACGACAUCUCGUCCAUGUCCACAGAGCAAACGUUGGCCUCGGACACAGACAGCAGCAGCAUUGACACACUGACGGGGCCACUGGAUGAGAAGAUGUCCUGCGUGAUUGCAAUGACCACAAUAUAAUCACCUGGCCAACAUCAUUUGCCCCUAAGUAACUAAUAAAGUGGACAUCAGUGAUUCAUUUUCUUUCA